Messenger RNA from Trachemys scripta elegans, 918 nucleotides. It is a transcript of the gene MUSTN1, whose product is annotated as musculoskeletal, embryonic nuclear protein 1. The record is from RefSeq and is a predicted model, not a curated record. Lineage: Eukaryota; Metazoa; Chordata; Testudines; Emydidae. Gene Ontology annotation, biological process: tissue regeneration; chondrocyte proliferation; chondrocyte differentiation. Gene Ontology annotation, cellular component: nucleus. The coding region runs from base 312 to 548 and encodes 78 amino acids. The transcript has 3 exons.
CCAUCCACUCAGUUUCACUACUGCAGCUGUCUCCUCUUGUCAGUUCUGAGCUUCAUCUAGCUCCAGCCAGGCAGGCAGGUCAGUACAUUCUACAAACCCCAGUCAUCUCUAAGAAUAAACCUUUCAAAACAGCAGCCUGUGUCAACCUGAAUCAUUCUGGGAUCUGGUUUGGGAAAAUGACCCAGCUAAUGACUUCAUGUUAAUGGUCUAUAUAAGUCGAGAGAAAACCAGGCUUCUGCAGAGUGCACUCGGAGCUGAUCCAAGGGAAAAACUGCCUCCGAGAGGAGUAAUAUUGAGUGAGCACCCCAGCUAUGUCGCAGGCAGCCCCCGUGAAAAAGAAGCGUCCUCCAGUGAAGGAGGAAGAUCUCAAAGGGGCUAGAGGAAAGCUCUCCACCAACCAGCAAAUUAAAUCCAAAACCUACCAAGUCAUGAAGCAAUGUGAACAAGAGGGCUCUGUGGCACCUUCCAUAUUCAGUCAAGAUCGGACAGGAGGUGAAACAGCCUUUGAGAAGCCUAAAGAAGAACCACCGAAGAGUGUCUUUGGCUGAUAACCAAGUUUAACCUGUGUGACAAAGAUUCCUAAUGUAACACUUAAUCCCAAAUUGCUGUCGCUCAUACUAAACUUAUUGCUGCACUAGUAAAUCACUUUCAAAUUAGUCAUUAAUUAGGAGCACUCAUUUUGUAGGCUACAACUUCCUUUUAUAAGUUUAAGUAUUUUCUUUCUAUAUUGUACAUGCUGUAAUGGUUUCAAUAAGAACCUGGUCACUGGACACAGGCUGGCAUAGUAAUGACCAAUUUCUACUUAAAUGACGUAUGUGUUUUUUUUUAAGACUUCUGUUCCAGAGCUGUGAUCUAGUUAAAUUUUCAAUAUAAUCUUAAGUGCAAAAAAAGUAAAAUAAAUGAGUGAUAUGGAUUUGA